UUAAAUCUUGCAGAAGUCGACGAAAAUGUACCAGCUCUUAUGAACAAAAAUCUGAUGGCGUCUUUACCGUAAAAUUGAAAAAAUCAUUAAUAGAAAUAGGCCACUUAGAAAUGAGUGGGGGAUAUGGGUAUAAAGAUAUUCCUCGUUCUACUUGGGAUGGGUGUUGUAAGCUACCGAUUGGCAACUCUUAUAUGUUGGAAGAAAUUGGUGAGCAGUUUCGAGGUGGUUCUCCUGAAACUUUUUCGAAGUUAAGAUCAAUUGUACCAAUUUGUUAUGAAGAACAUCGUAAGCAUAUUUUUGAUUUCAUUAUCCUCCUUUGGGAUCUCAAGUCUCUUGAUACACAGUGUGGAUUAUUGGAAACUUCCAACACAAUAUUUCAGCUGAGAGAUGAACAUAAUGAUAAUUUGUUUGAAUCAUCAAAACUUUCCGGAAGUCUUCCAGCGAAUCCAUUUACACCAAAUAAAGAUAGAGGUAUUAAAGAUGCAAAUGAAAAUAGUGAUCUUGAUCAUUCUCCAAUUCGAUCUGGCAGAAAUGAUAAAAAAGAUUUCGAAUC
Messenger RNA from Dentiscutata heterogama, 553 nucleotides. NCBI's taxonomy places the organism in Eukaryota, Fungi, Glomeromycota, Glomeromycetes, Diversisporales, Gigasporaceae. The record is from the annotation of a GenBank genome assembly.